AUGGAUCUUCGUGUCGGCGGUAAAUAUCGUCUCGAAAAAAAGAUUGGCUGUGGCUCGUUUGGUGAUAUUUACCUUGGAAUCAACAUCAUCUCCGGUGAGGAAGUGGCCAUCAAGCUCGAAAGUGUCAAAGCCAAGCAUCCUCAACUCGAAUACGAAGCCAAGAUCUACAAAACUCUCGCCGGUGGGGUCGGAGUUCCGUUUGUGAGAUGGUAUGGUGUCGAGUGUGACUACAAUGCGAUGGUCAUCGAUCUGCUCGGCCCUAGCUUGGAAGACUUGUUCAACUUUUGUAAUCGCAGAUUUAGCCUCAAGACUACCUUACUCCUCGCUGAUCAGUUGAUCUCCCGAAUCGAAUAUGUCCACUCCCGAAACUUUAUCCAUCGUGACAUCAAGCCCGACAAUUUCCUCAUGGGCGUCAACAAGCGUGGAAACCAAGUGAAUAUCAUCGACUUUGGUCUGGCCAAGAAGUAUCGUGACCCCAGGAGUCACUUGCACAUCCCAUACAGAGAGAACAAGAACCUCACCGGAACGGCCCGAUACACCUCCGUCAACACCCAUCUCGGUGUCGAACAAUCCCGUCGAGACGAUAUGGAAUCACUCGGUUACGUGUUUAUGUACUUCCUCCGAGGGAACUUACCCUGGCAAGGAUUGAAAGCGGCGACUAAGAAGCAAAAGUACGACCGAAUCAUGGAGAAGAAGAUGACCACUCCAACCGAAUUCCUCUGCCGAGGUUUCCCGAAAGAAUUUGCCAUCUAUCUCAACUAUUCGCGAUCCUUGAGGUUCGACGAUAAGCCCGACUAUCCCUACCUUCGCAAGCUCUUCCGUGACCUGUUCGUUCGCGAGGGUUACACGUACGACUACGUCUUUGAUUGGACGAUUGCAACCCGCAACGGGAACGAGGCUUCGGUCCCAACCAGAGAACAAGUGGCUGCCAAAGACCGAAACCCUGCCGGUGCCGCUCCGGAGGCUAGUCCUGCCGUCGCCUCAAGCAGAAAGGUCAUCGUCGAACCAGCUCCCUUCAUCUCGCUUGACUGAUCGGAAGCUUCCUAGCAAGCCCAAACUGGCCGAAGAACAAGAAUGCGCCCACUUCAAUAAUAGGGGCCACAAUUCACCUGAUGGCUGGGGUCGAUUUUGAUCAUUAUGAUUUUUUUUUUUUUUUGGAGUGGCGAGUAGUGGGGGUGAUGGGAAGAAGGUCUAGUGUUGGAUAUAUACGAGUGCUUGGCCCGAUCGAUGGACCCGGCAGGCGAGCGGGGGAUAGAUGGGGGAUACAGUCUUUGUGCAACUAGAAAGAAGUAAUAUGGAUUUUAAGGAUGGUGUGAUGAGGACGGACAAGGAAACAAGAAGAAGAGGGGAUGGUGAGGUGGAAGGACGAGGCGAGGAAGGGCUGGUGGACGCAGAGACGAUGGUCGAUCAGGCCGGUUACCCAUACCUGUUUCCAAUCCCCAAUCUCUCCCUCUCCCUCUCCCUCUGUUCAUUAUGUUUUUUUUUCAUGGGAUGGCUCUUCGGACAUCCUUACUGUUCACAUAGCCAUCGCUCUCUCUAGUCUCCUGUCACAUACUCCCUAUGUAGUCUCACCUCUCCUUCCACACUAUGAAACCGGUCAUCUUUCUUUUUUCACUUCCCUAGUUUCUCUGGCCAAUCUUUCUUCUUUCCUUUUUUUUUUUGGUUCUCAAAGUGUUUUUUUUUGUUUUCUUCUUAUCCAAUGUGUCUCGAAUUCCUUACUCUCCUCUAGUCCUCUACCUCCACCUUCUAGGGUUUUUCUUCUUCCCGUCUUCUUCCUCCCGCCUUGUUGUCCUUUUCCCACUCUCACACCGGUGCACUCUUGUCAUCAUCAUCAUCCUCUUGUUUCCCCAAACCCACAGAGAUGAGAAGCUCUUGGCCUCACUUGUUUUUUUGGUGUAUAUGUAUGUAUGUAUCUCCAUUGAUCAUGUUUGGCCCUGAUUCCCAGAGAAACCUUGCCCAGUUUAACAUACAUACAUACAUGCACACACUUCACUUGGUUCAGCCAUUGGUUAGAUGGGACAUUCAAGUUGAUACUGCACUGUCCUCAUUCACUACACCUGCAUCAAGAAAAAACAUACAAUCAUGCUACAUAAAUACACAAUCCUCUUCUAAUCACUGGGUUCAUCCAUCUUCCAUUGAAUCAGAUUGAGAAAAAUCAGAGUCCAUUCAAUCUAUCUUCCUUGUAAUGUUCUGG
Messenger RNA from Puccinia graminis f. sp. tritici CRL 75-36-700-3, 2194 nucleotides. RefSeq names its product CK1/CK1/CK1-D protein kinase. Gene Ontology annotation, molecular function: protein serine/threonine kinase activity; ATP binding. The record is from RefSeq and is a predicted model, not a curated record. Bases 1 to 1032 code for a protein of 343 amino acids. Gene Ontology annotation, cellular component: nucleus; cytoplasm. Gene Ontology annotation, biological process: peptidyl-serine phosphorylation; signal transduction; endocytosis. The transcript has 5 exons. Lineage: Eukaryota; Fungi; Basidiomycota; Pucciniomycetes; Pucciniales; Pucciniaceae.